Molecule: messenger RNA, 1161 nt
Organism: Suillus subaureus
Lineage: Eukaryota; Fungi; Basidiomycota; Agaricomycetes; Boletales; Suillaceae
Exons: 5
Coding region: 1-672 (223 amino acids)
Source: RefSeq, a predicted model, not a curated record
AUGGCUCUAUCGGAGGCUUUCAGCACUGAUGAGACUCGGACCUCCGAUCAAAGUAUACUUGCUGAAGACCGAAUACUCCCCGGAGCUCUUCACAACACAUCCUUUAUAACGAGGGUACUCUGUCUUUUUGCACUGGGACGCCCCGAUCUUGAAGCCCAUUGGGGGUCACUGCAAUCCGAGGAGGCAUUCCAGAACGUGAGGGAAAGGUUAUGCUCCAUCCUGACCAACACUGUCACCGCAAAGGCGGGUCUACUUCUCGCGACAAGUGGUGUCUUCGUGACCACUGUCUCUCCCGCGCCGUAUUUUGACUACACUUCACCCACCCCCUAUCUUCUACUCUUCAUAUCACUCAUGAUGGCAAUGAUUGCAAUGUUGACUUCUGGCUUGGGCAUGAUGCGUUGGCUACACGCCGAUCGGCAGUGCACUCAAGAACAAAUCAAGCCAGGCGGUUAUUCCCUCUUGUCCUACCUCUUAUCAAUGGUCAUGCUCAUGUUCUUUGUCGGCUUGUCCUUGAAUUGCUUCAUAUUCGCGAUGUUGAUAGCAGGCUUCUACUCUCAGGACACUGUCUGCCGCACUCUCACCGCGGCCUGGCUCGUCGCAUACGUCGUCAGCGUUGGGUUAAUGUCGAUCGAAUCUAUGUGGAAGCUUGCCAAGUGUCUCGAGUCACGCUGAUUUGGACACCGCUACUGAUCUACUAGCUCUCACUUACACCGAUCUGAACAUUGAAUAAAAUCAACAGCGUGACUCGAGCUCGAUAUGUCAUAAUUAUUUUUGGAACUAAUGUGUCAGUUUCUGCCUCCUGGUGUUCUGGAAGCCAGGCAGCACACUUCGAACGCAGUGUACCGCUCUACAAUGAGUUGAUUUCUCCCCAUCAAGGUGUUUCUGGAAUCCAGUCAUCAGGCGCGCGGUUGUGUUAUCUUGAAAGUGAGAUGGGUAGAUGUUGCCAAGUACUGGCACCGUUAACUUUCCAAGCGUGUUCGAUUGAUCCGCAGUCACCUCUGCUCACUUCGUCACAAUAUUUGUACCGCCCGGUCCGCCCCGCACAAGCCCAUGGACAGGCAGGGUUAACGACUUACCGUAAAAGUAGCUAGCAUGAGCGCCUCUGCUUGGUAUCGCCCCAACAAUAAACAAAAGCGACUAAAUGAAUUUUCGAUAUUCUGG